CUCUCCCCUCCCUCGUCUGCUCCACCGUGGUUCGCUACCGCUGUUUUUGUCGUUCCCCAGAGCUGUGCCACCUCGAGUCCUCGUCUUUGCCCAGAAAACGAGAAACUAUGAGAGCUUACAUUACAUGUCUGACAAAAGUGGAGCUUCAAUAGUUCGAUAAAAUUAAUGUCCCAUUCGCGCGCCUAGUCCACCGCGACCUAUUGCUUCUUCUCAUCACAUUUAAAAAGAGGAUUCUAUUAAAAUAGCAAAGAAGAGAAAAAAAAAAGGGCUUCAAGAAAAUGCCCAAGGAACGCAACUUCAACCCCGUCCAAGCGCAGCGGAAAGCAGACAAACAGAAAAGCUUGAAAAAGGCCAAAUCUGAGGCGCAGGCUCGCCAGAAUGAGAAACUCGCCCGUCGCAACCCCGAGCGCAUUCAGAGGCAGAUCAAUGACCUCAAAGCGGUAGAAGAGUCCGGCCAACAACUACGGCCGCGUGAUAAGGAGGUUUUGGAAGCAUUGGAGCGGGAUCUGCGUGCGGUACAGAAGGCCCGGGAAGCACUAGGUGAUAAGGCGCCGAAAUUCGAGAAUUACCAGUCGAGGAGGGGUGGCUUUGGCGGCAGAGGCCGCGGUGACGCCGUAUUAGGGAAGAGGAGGAGGGACGACCGUGGCCACUUCGGACAAGAUAGUGAGAGUAGUGAGACGGAUGAGGAAGUCCGACGAAUUCCUAUGCCGCGGGAUACGCCGCCACCAAUCCCUCGCCAAUACCAAAAGAAGAGAGAGGGUGAUGCAGAUGCAGGUCCUCGGGGACCACAUGGUUUACCGGCGAAACCGCCUGUGGUUGAAUCCAGAACUGUUUAUGAAGCGAAGCCAGAGAUCAAGGACCUGCGACAAGAGGCGGUUAAGAAAUUUGUUCCGGCUGCUGUUAGGGUUAAGCAGGAGGCCAUUCGAGGGCAAGGAAAGCUACUUGAGCCGGAGGAAAUGGAUCGACUAGAGAAAGCGGGUUAUAAUGCUGGUCCUUCGGAAGCUGCAGGACAAGAGAGCUCUGAUCAACCUGAUGAUGACGCUCAACAGCGGCUAUUAGAAGAGGAGAAACGAUUCAACCAGGAACUCAGAUCUGUACAGAUCGAGGACGUUGAAGAUGAGGAUGCAUGAAAUGUAU
Messenger RNA from Aspergillus caelatus, 1137 nucleotides. RefSeq names its product WW domain binding protein 11. Gene Ontology annotation, biological process: RNA processing. The transcript has a single exon. NCBI's taxonomy places the organism in Eukaryota, Fungi, Ascomycota, Eurotiomycetes, Eurotiales, Aspergillaceae. The record is from RefSeq and is a predicted model, not a curated record. The coding region runs from base 279 to 1130 and encodes 283 amino acids.